CAUCCUGUGACUGGCUGCACUGAGAUCAGCUGCAUGUCGACGGAUAUUGCUUUAAAAAAAUGCGAGUAAAGCCUUUAAAUGAACGGGGUGUCGUGUGUGUUUGGAGCAGCGUGAUGCGGCUUUGAGGCGGGCAGGCAGAGCCGUGGCACCUCGCCGACUUCUUUAGGCUCGGUAUGUCGGAUGAAGAUUCCCGUGCCAGCACCAGCUCUUCCUCCUCUUCAUCCUCAACUCAUCAUCAGCAGCAGCAGCAUCAGCAGCAGCAGGAGGCGAACCCCCCAAAGAAACGAGAGAGCAAGGCCAGCAUGAGCAAGACCUCCAAACUCCUCUCUACUAGUGCUAAAAGAAUUCAGAAGGAGCUGGCUGACAUUACGUUGGAUCCACCACCAAACUGCAGUGCUGGUCCUAAAGGAGACAACAUCUAUGAGUGGAGGUCGACCAUCCUGGGCCCUCCAGGCUCCGUGUACGAGGGAGGGGUGUUUUUCCUGGACAUUGCCUUCACACCAGACUACCCCUUCAAACCACCCAAGGUGACGUUCCGCACGAGGAUCUACCACUGUAACAUCAACAGUCAGGGGGUGAUCUGUCUGGACAUCCUGAAGGACAACUGGAGUCCUGCCCUCACCAUCUCCAAGGUCCUACUGUCUAUCUGCUCCCUGCUCACUGACUGCAACCCUGCCGACCCUCUGGUUGGAAGCAUCGCCACACAGUACACAACAAACAGACCUGAACACGACAGGAUAGCCAAACAGUGGACCAAACGCUACGCCACAUAAUCACCAGAGCAGCUGCUGGUUGGACGAGUUGGGGAUGUGGGGGCGUGAACUGGGGGUGGGGGGUGAUUUUUAUCUCAGAAUUGAAGUCUUAACUUCUGACAUUUGUUGUUUAUUGUAUUUUUUAAGUUAUCUCCGGCCCAACUAUAAUCAGAUUUGGCAAUAAUGCAUUUUGUGUUUUCUCCUUUUUUUUUUUUUUUUUUUUUUUUAAAGCUUGUGCUUGAAGAUGGACAUUAAUACUAAACUGCUAGAUGAAACGUGUCACAGCAUGAAUGCCAGUUAUGUCAGUGUAAAUUCUCACAUGCAUUAAAAGUUCCAGUUGGUGUUUGCUUCCCCCUCUGAGCUCCUGGUCUCUGAAAAGGUGUUUCACACAUGUAGACAUGUUUAGAUAGGGAUGGAUAUUGGUUGUGAUUUGUGUUCUAUACUGAUGAAAAGUCUGUUCUGUUUCUCCCUUAAAGACUUAAACACGACCAACUGAAGCAGUUUUUUCUUUUUUUUUUAGGUCAUAUAUUCACUUCGCUGCCAAAAUAAAGGUUUGGAGAGGAUU
This is a messenger RNA of Toxotes jaculatrix (banded archerfish), 1317 nucleotides long. It is a transcript of the gene ube2e1, whose product is annotated as ubiquitin-conjugating enzyme E2E 1. The transcript is spliced from 6 exons. NCBI's taxonomy places the organism in Eukaryota, Metazoa, Chordata, Actinopteri, Toxotidae. Gene Ontology annotation, cellular component: nucleus. Gene Ontology annotation, molecular function: ubiquitin conjugating enzyme activity. Gene Ontology annotation, biological process: protein polyubiquitination. The coding region runs from base 174 to 773 and encodes 199 amino acids. The record is from RefSeq and is a predicted model, not a curated record.